Dufourea novaeangliae is the source of this 7260-nucleotide messenger RNA. It is a transcript of the gene Svil, whose product is annotated as supervillin-like. Gene Ontology annotation, biological process: actin filament severing; barbed-end actin filament capping; cytoskeleton organization. Gene Ontology annotation, molecular function: phosphatidylinositol-4,5-bisphosphate binding; actin filament binding. The transcript is spliced from 28 exons. The coding region runs from base 343 to 7224 and encodes 2293 amino acids. Gene Ontology annotation, cellular component: actin cytoskeleton; cytoplasm. The record is from RefSeq and is a predicted model, not a curated record. NCBI's taxonomy places the organism in Eukaryota, Metazoa, Arthropoda, Insecta, Hymenoptera, Halictidae.
UCCAUAAGUCUACUUUGUGCACUGUCCUUUAGGUCCAUGGUUAUGAGAAAAAUUGCAAUGACUAAUACUGAUACUGACUAAUACCUGUGCAAUCUAUUCCGGAGGAGGAUCUAUCUUUCCGUUGUAAAUUUUUUGCUCGUGACAAAACUUAGACUGUACACAAUUUUAUACGUCCACCCGACUUAUUCGGGUGCUUUUUAUAUGUAUUUUGUAUGUAGUACUUAUUGAAUAGCUGUGAUAACGACACAAGUCAUCUGCGUCACUAGCUGCGUUCUCGAUUAUUUGUAGAUUUGUUUUGAAUCGUGAUCGGCUGCAAUGAAACGAAAGUUUUAUUAGAUCAGAAUGGUAGCUGCUGGAGCCACAGUUUUAAUGGCAGCCAGUGAAGAAAGUUCUUCAAAUGGAACAGAAAAUAAUUUCACACAAUAUGAGAAUCGAAAUGUUUGUACCCAUAAUGCAACACAAAACAGCCAACAAAGUAGAGACUGCCCUGCUAAAAAGAAUAUAACAGCUUGUGCUAUGAACAAGAAUAAGACUCGUACCUCCAUGUUGGAAAAAAACAGUCGUUUAAUUCCAAGAUCAGAAACUAAAGAGAGUGGUAAGAAUCUUUUGUCACAUAAGACAACUCCAAUUCGUGAAACUAAAGCUUCCAGAUUAAGGUUCAAUGCUCAAUACUUUACGCAUCAUAAUAUUUGCUUUGUUCAUAUAGGUGGCACAUUAGUCUCCAGGAGAUUUGGUAUGUCAGAAACUUCUACUCCAUCAAAUCUCCAACCUAGGACUAGUUCAUCAGUUAAGGAUGAAAAUUCAGUAUCAAGUAACAGUACUGCUAUAAAUCCUGUAAGAGAAAGGGAUAAAAGUUAUAAACGAAAAUCGUAUUUAAAUCAGUCACUCAACAUGGAAAAAACAACAGGAGAUCGUUUGAAUCAGUCCGAAUGUAAUGACAGAAGAACCAGAAGACAAUCAGCUAAGCAAAGUUACAUAUCUGAUACAAUAUCUACGUCGAAUUCUAGUAAUCAGCGUCAGCUAACAACUAAUUUAAGUAAAAAGCCGAUUGAAUCGAAAACGGCUUAUCCGAAAGUUAGUACUCAAUAUGUUACAAAUCAUCCAAAAACCUCUACAUCGCCUUCUGUUAAUCCUCUUGCAAGCACUAAAUAUUCAAAUAUACAACGAACUAGUAGUGGCGGCCACAGUGAUUCUGAAGUUUCAAGAAGAGUUGAUGCGUUAACAGCGUUAACGAAGUCUGCGAUUGAACGCGUGGAACGACUCACGUCACAAGCAAAUUUGUCUUCAAAUUAUGGACCACAAUCGGAAAAUCAUUCGUCUAGUACAUCGUCUCAAGGCAAUGCCAUUAGUAAUAUAGAAAGUAAUACGAAUAAUGUACACGUUUUGCAAUCGUCGCCAAGAAAAUGUUCAAUAUUAAAGAAAUCGAAUGAAGAACAUUCUCAGGAUGGAUUUUUAAGUCACUCGCAUACACCAGUUUCAAUUCUGAAACACAAGAUGUCUGAUAGCGAAGGGGGUCAGAAUGUGUCUAAUAUUACUCAUACCGUUUUGCCAGUAACGUUUUCACCGUCUGUGGUCGAACCUACGCAUAAAAGACAUGGCAUUUUAAAGAAACGCAGUAGUUUAGACGAAAGUGAAAUUCUUCGACGCCGCAGUUGUUCACCAGAUAUCUCCUUCGCCGAUAAUACGUAUUCUGAAUUCAGGCCAAUAUUAAAGAAUCAAAGGCGAUCGUCUUUGGACGAAAUUAUUAAAAGAGAUCAAAGUCCGGAUCCUCAGCCUACUUCUAUAUUGAAGAGAAAAUCGUCUAGAGAAGAUGACAGAGAGGAUCGCCAGGCUGGUUCUUUGGAACCACAGGGUAUACUGAAGAGAAAAUCUACAAAUAGCCUACGGACAAGUAAUGUUAAUCAUCACGUGACCAUUACAAUGGAUGCAACAAGUGUGAUCGGUCCUGAAAUACUUGAUAGCUCUGAGGUAAGGCCGAUACUGAAGAAAAAGCACAGUAGAGAGGAAUCGUUUGGUAGCGAUCCACCGUCUUUAGAGCCACGACCAAUAUUGAAGAAGAAGUCGAGUACAGAGUCGGACGAGCACGAUGACAAACCAAAAAAGACUAUAUUGAAAUGUACACGAAAGAAUUCACAGGAUGAAUGCAAUUACGAAAUAGAAUUAACAUCGCCGAAGAAACUAUCUAUGUUCAGAAAUCGUUCCUUACAAGGUAGAACGUCUGGAGUAAUAGAAAAUGAUCUUGUACGACCUAUAUUGAAGCAACCGGGUAGUAGAGACAAUGAAUCACGAGUCCGUUUGAACUUACACGAUGAGACAGUAGUUACUAACGAAGUGUGUACUGAACCAGCAGAUUUAUUUUUACGGAAACGGGCACAAUCUGUGGGCCAUGUGCAGCCUUCCAAUAUUCCUAAUGAAUUCACUGGAGUACUUAAUAAACGAAGAUCUCUUGAAUUAACAUCUAUGAGUGAUGUGUUACAAGAUAAGUUACAGACGAGAUUAACGACCAACAGUAACUAUUUAAAGACAGACCUUUCCCUGGGUGGUGAGAGUGCCAAUGUGUCUCCUAUUUUUUAUGACACAUUAAACAGCAUAACAAAAGAGAAACCUGUAGAGAUGGAGAAACAAACUGGGACAGUAUCUGGAGUCGAAGCAAAGGAUCAAGUAACAGUACAUGAGUUUCCUGUAAAUGAAAGUGUUGAUAGAAAUAUUACGUUGUCCGCCAAAAUGACUGACGACAAAGAAUGUACAAACGACGAAGUAUUAUCUUCGCAGAGGAAAGAUGACGCAGACAUUCAUGAGAGUAAUGGUGUACAUCGCAGUAAUAGUGUUUCCAAACUGGCAUUGCAUUUUAAAGCUUUACAAGAGAAAGCAAAUUCAAAAGAGAAGGACAGUUUGACUCCCAGAACACCAAGCAAGAGUUCGCGCGGGAUACAACGUUAUAGAGAACGAAAACUUCAAGGAAACGAUAGGUUUAACACCCAACCAGUGACAUUUCAAGAAGUGCAAGAGGCCGUUUUACAGAAUCAACGUAACGCUACCACAAAUAGAAAAUCAAGUUUAACAGAAACUAAUUUAACUGCAACCGAUGACGAGUACAAUCCUUCUAAAUUAAGCUUUGCGGAACGAGUGCGCUUGUUUAAUCAAAAAAUCGAUACUGAAAAGAGUUCAGUAUCGAAUAACACGCCAGUGGAGAGGCAUUUAAGAAGACGGCCGGCUACCCGUUAUAAAACACAACCGGUUACCUCUGAAGAAGUCGAAGUAGCGUCUCGAAUAUCUCCAUUAAAUGUCGUUCACCAAUGUUCAUUAGACAAGAUUGCUUCUCAAGAACUUCGUGGACAAAUGAAUCUAUCUCAAGUUGAUUUACCAAAAAGUAUUUUAAAACCAGCAACAUUGCACACACAGACUGUGCCCAGAACAAAGAGUCCAGAACUCGAAGGUUUAAAGUUAAUAAAGUCUGUACUUAAAAAAGAGUUAGAAGAACAGGAACAACAGAUGUUUGAAAAUUCUGAUUCACGACGAUCUAUACUGAAAUCUAAAGUGGAAGAGAGGAAGGAGGAAACUGCAACGGAAAGCAAUUAUACCGCACAGUACAAUAUGGACAGCGCCUAUGGCAUGGAAAAGAACAACUGUACAGAAGAUGCCGUAAACAGUGUUCGAACUGAAAUCAACACGUCUAAAAAAGAUGAAGAAACCUGUCGAACAGCAGACCGUGAACCGUCAGGAAAUCAUGAAUCGUGCACCAUUAAAAAUGAAGACUUACUUCGUCGUUCGCGUUUCUCAAAGCAAACCAGGUAUGCUUCACUGUUGAAGAGCGCUAGUCACCACGCGAUUAGCAGUAAUACACACGAAAGCGAAUCGUGUAAUGUGACAGCACAGAAACAGCAUGGUGUAGAACUUCCGGGAUUAUAUCGUAGCGCAACGCAAGCAAUACCAUCAUUGGAUACCAAUGAUGGUCCAAGUAUGAGUAUCGCAGAUCGAUUGGCGGCACUUCAACGUAACGGUAACACGAACUGGAAACGACGCAUAGUGUCGGAAUCGUCUAAUUCAUCGGAUGGAUUAUGUACUAAUUUGUCAACUAAAGAAGAGUUGAGUAUUAAGCAAGGAAUACUUGCCGAUUGCCUUGGGAAGUUAGAAUCCGCCACAGAAGGGUGGAAGAAGAGAAUAGCUGCGUCGGACGCUACAAAGUUCACGGUAGCUGGAAGAAUGAAGGUAGAACUACCGGAAAAAUUGGAAACAGGUCCAUCUUCACCGCUUAUCGAUGUUACUGGAAACAUCACAGAUAAAAAAAAGAAGACACCCCGUCCAGAACGAUUUAGAGCAAAAAGAGGAUGCACAAAAGAAAUUUUGUCCACGCCAACUAGUCCAAACAAGGAUUCAUACGGUAAACUGCGAGGGAGCUUUUCUGAACCUGCAAGUGAUGACAGUGGAGAAGAGAAUAAAAUAGGAAAAGCUUUAUCUCCAACUGUGUCAAUACCUAAGAUAGAUGAUGAAACAUUUACUUCUUUUUUCACCGGAAUCUCGUUAGAGAAGUGUGAGGCUGAAUCUGUCGAUUUAAAUGCCAGUGAUUUUGAUAUAAUUACAUCUCAGUCAGAAUUAUUAGUUCAGAAACGUAAUAUACGGAUACAAAGGCGACAUGUUGUAUCUAAAAAUCCACUAAAAACGCUGGCGGCACGUACUGACUUAAGAUCGGAGUACACCGAAGUACGAACUGGUAUUGCGGAAAAAGUAAUGAGACAAUUGAAUGUUGAAAAACUCGCUAAAAAUUCAUCUUUGGCUAUGGAAGCUCUAGCUGGUCUAGCUUCGACCGAAGACUUCAGUAAUGUAACAUUGAGGAAUAUAACGGAAUCGAAUGCCUCAAUAAAUAAGUUACAACCAUACAAAGAUUUAAUGUUGAUUUUAAUUAAAGGUAGACGUCACGUGCAAGUGAAAUUAAUUGAACCAAUCGCAGAAAACAUUAAUAGCGGUGACAAUUUUGUAUUAGUGACAAAAUCAGAGGUAUAUAAUUACGUUGGAAAAUAUUGUAACGUUAUUGAAAAGGUUCGUGGUGCGAAAAUUUCAAUGACAAUUCAACAGAACAAAGACCUUGGUACGCAAGCUACUCAAGUUAUUACUAUUAAUGAAGAUAAAGUAACGUGUACAAAUAGUCAAUUGCAAAAAUUCUGGAAUUACCUGGGCGUUGAAACUGAAAAUGUAGACGUAUUUGAUGCUGGCCACCCUGAUGAAGACGAACUUUAUGAAACAGCUAUGAUACAUACGAACAUGAUGUAUGAAAUGAAGGAUGAAGAACUGGUGCCCCUCGAUAAAUAUUGGGGUGCUAUACCAAAAAUUGAAAUGCUUGAUCCAAAUAAGGUGCUAGUAUUUGACUUCGGUAGUGAAAUGUACAUAUGGAGUGGAAAGGGUGCUUCCGUUGACAGGAAGAAAAUUACAACGAACCUCGCUACAGAAAUGUGGAACGAAGGAUACAACUACGCAGAAUGUGCUGUGUGUCCAAUUAGUGCGGCAUCCAUGAUUGGCAGACGCUCCGUAUCGCAGACAGAUUGUAAAUCUGCUAAAGUCAGACCUAAAUGGUGCUUACUUGCUAAGUUGACGCAACACGUGGAAACGAUACUAUUCAGAGAAAAGUUUCUCGACUGGCCAAAUGUCUCUGGAAUUAUACGAGUUCGGGGAAACAACAACAAAGAACAAGUCGAUGGAACUAUAACUAUAGAACCGUGCAACAUUGAUAAUUUAUUAGAAGAAAAUACCACACCUGUGGACUUAGUUCUUGAAGGAAGCCAUUUGGGUAGAGGUACUGGUUGGUACGAUGCUGAGUUAAUGAAGCAAACCAUCGUUACAACAACGAGCGUGAAAGUAUGGCACAUCGAUGAAUUCUCUCAUACUCUUCUGGAUGAUUCAUCUAUUGGACAGUUUUAUUCUGGGGAUAGUUAUAUUGUAUAUUGGAUGUAUUCAGUUACCAUUACUGGUCGUGAAUUAAGCGGUAUGCCUUCAAAGCAUUCCGCAAAGGGUCGUGAUCGUUCGGUCUAUUUCAUUUGGCAAGGACAAAGUGCGUCUUUGAACGAGCAAGGUGCAGCAGCGUUACUAACUAUCGAAUUAGAUAACGACCAAGCACCUCAACUUCGUGUAGUUCAAGGACACGAGCCAGCUGCGUUUCUGAAUUUAUUUACUGGAAGAAUGAUUGUACACUGUGGCAAGAAAAAUGAUAAAAAACAGGACCAACGGUGGCGAUUGUACAUAUGUCGAGGUACUUUAGAGUCAGAGGUGUCUUUAAUAGAGAUUCCUUGCAGUACUCGUCAGUUAAGGAGCAGAGGUUCUCUUAUAUUACUAGACACUAAAAACGACAAAAUUUAUGUAUGGCAUGGAUCUAAUGCGUUACUUCAUAUUAAACAGAAUGCAAGUAGUGUGGCAAAGAAAUUACAAGAAAAUCGACCUGAAGAAACUGGUUUGUCGGCCAAAGGUGAUAUAGAAAUUUUAGAAGUUAAUGAAGGAAUUGAACCAGAAGAAUUCUUCAAUGCAUUAGGAGGAAAGAAUAAAUCAUUAUACGUAUCGUUGGAAAAUGACCAAUUACAGGAACAUACUCCAAGACUGUUCCAUUUAUCAAGCAUUUCUAAAGAAUUUAAACCCGUGGAAGUACUGUGUCCUCAUCGUGCUUCUUUGGCAACACCGUUUCCUUUUCUACAGGAAGACUUGUAUCAAGUGAAUCAACCAGCUUUAUUUUUGCUGGACAACAAACUCGAAGUAUGGAUAUGGCAAGGCUGGUGGCCUGAUACUGGAGCAGAGGAUCAAUCUGGUAGUAAAGCAGUUAGAUGGCAGGCUGAAAGAAGAGCAGCCAUGACAACAGCUAUGCAAUAUUGGCAAAAUAUGCAUCCAGACACUACAAAGUUUCCAAUUUAUCUAGUCUGGGCUGGUUUGGAACCAUUGCAAUUCAUUAAUUUAUUCCCUACGUGGACAUAUCAGGAUGAUAUUGCAGAAUUAAACAUUGAGGACGGUCGAAAUCCUGGAGAAGUGUUGACCGUGGAAAACGAGUUAGCUCGACUAACGAAAAGCACGUAUCCCCCGGGUCAAUUACUACAACGACCCCUACCGGAAGGAGUUGAUCCUACACAUUUGGAAUUGUAUUUAUCACAACAUCACUUUGAAGAGCUACUAGGAAUGAGUAAAGAAGAAUUUCAAGUACUCCCAGUCUGGAAACAAGUGAAUCUUAAAAAAGAAAUAGGGCUUUUCUGAUGAAACGCCCCUGCUGCCAAUCCUACAAAUAAUAGC